Molecule: messenger RNA, 2097 nt
Organism: Lachancea sp. 'fantastica'
Lineage: Eukaryota; Fungi; Ascomycota; Saccharomycetes; Saccharomycetales; Saccharomycetaceae
Source: the annotation of a GenBank genome assembly
AUGGGUCUGGGAAUCAACAAAAAGCCUCGCAAGGUGCCAGAUUUGUCGCGAUACGAUUACCACUAUCAAACAAAGAACGAAAAUGAUACCGGGUCCAGACUCUCCGCUGCUGCUGCUGCUGCUUCCACUGGCCGGAGUCAGUCAUUAGUCCACUCCAGGAAACCAGUUCAUGCACGACCAGAAACGGCAGGCUAUCGCAGUCAUAGCCUGCGUCACAAUGGGAACAGCGAGCGGGUAGGAUCGCUCACCAGAGCUGGGAAACGGCCUGCAUCAGCAGCAGCCCCGGCAAAAGCAUCGUCCCGGAGCAAUUCUAUGGUGACGGUGCACACUACAGAAGUACGGGACCUCAGUGGGAGAACCCACUCAAUUACCAAGAAAACGGUCCGGCGCGUCAAUGGCUACGAAUACGUAGAAACAACUACGACCACAACAAACUCGGCUGUGCCUCAGGAUUCGGAGAGACAAUUCAACGAAUUCACUACAGACCUGUCACGUGAUGUGGAUUCCAACUAUGACCAGCAGCACCAGUAUCUCAGCGAACUGGACAGGUUCGGUGCAGGUUCCGGAGUUUCUGAUACGCUCAGAGAAGAAGACAAUGAGGAUGACGACGAGGACAACAAUAAUAUCGAUAUCGACGAUGCCGAUUUCAGUGACGCCGUUGAUUACUUGCCACAACGCAAGUUGGUGGAACACCGCCCUAAAGCGGUGGCACCUCGUAAGGUCAAAAGACAAGAAAAGCCCAAAAAGGCGCUCACGGAGCAGGAGAUUUAUGCAAAGGCCUUGGAAGCUGCACGCAAGAAAGUCUACGGUGAAAAUGAGCCCGAAAAGAAAAAUGAGGUUUCCGCAAGUAGGCCACAGCCUGCUGUCAACAGGAUGAGCUCUUUGCGCGAAAAUCCGGUGGGUGCGGUGCCUCAGGAAAGAGUCAAGCGUCGGAGUUUCUCGCUGAAAAUGUUGGCUCAAAAGCAAGGUCGACCGGAAAGCGAAGCCGUCCUUGACCCCAAUCCAUCGGUUGGGGAAAAAAAGACGCAAAGGGGUCAACCACCAACCAAUGCCCGUAUCUCAACAAGAGCACCUCCAAUGACUAACGAGGAAAUACAUGCCAAAGCUGUGGAACUUGCUCGCGCAAGGUACGCGGCCGGCGAAAACCUUCCGUCUACAGAGAUCCACGUUGCUGAAGGGUCUUAUGCGGAAAAUACCCGUCAAGAAGGUCAAAAAGCUGAGGAUCCACCUUCGAAACCUGCUGGCUCUGGUUCAAAGGUCAAGAAUUUCUUCAGCAAGGUGGCUCAAUUCAGCCAGGAAAACUAUGGUUAUCAAAAUAAAAACGGGAAACAAUUUGUGGCUGAAACUAGAUCAGAUUCUGGUAAGGAGGCAUUCAAGCUGGAUAAUGAAGACAGGCUAUCAGGAACCAGCGAUUCAAGUUUCAAGAGACAAGAGCUUCCACAUGAAGAUCGGUUUCAUGACAAGGUCAACAAUUUUUUGGAGCCAGAAAUCGAACCCUCUGCAAAAAUUGGGGCCACUGAUGGAGCGCAAGAUAGUGGGGCAAUUGAAGACGGUGGAACGCGGGUGCAGGGUCCUAUAAUUGCUGUCACAGCGGAGCCUUUGGAAACGGACGCGCCAGACGUUGUUUUGCCUGUCCAACCUCAAAGUACGUCUGUCAGAGUAUUAGAAAGGGAGCCGCAAGAACCUGCGGCUGUGCCAGUCACAGCUCUAGAUGGUCCGCCAGCCCCCACUGACGUCCCAACGGCUAGUCCAGAGCAGAUGGAUUCGAUGCCUGUUCAGCGUAUGUCUAGUGACAUCGUUUCCGGUGAAGAGCUCGUCGCGCCAGCUAUUCACGAGCCGCAGCCGAGAGCGUCAACGCUCGCGUCGUCAGUAUCCAGUUCUCAGGCCAAUUUCUCCAGACAGAGCGUAAGGGGAUCAUUAGCAGGCAAGAAACAAGAAUUACAACAACCUAAGUUGGCCGGUGGGAGCAUCAACGAAGUGCCAGAGGUGGCUAAUCGGCCGAAACCUACGGAAAAGAGCUCUCAAAAGUCUACUAAGAAACCUAAUUUUCUUCAAAAACUGUUCAAGCGAUCCAGCCGGAAAACGAAACAAAACUAA